Molecule: messenger RNA, 1099 nt
Organism: Talaromyces proteolyticus
Lineage: Eukaryota; Fungi; Ascomycota; Eurotiomycetes; Eurotiales; Trichocomaceae
Exons: 3
Coding region: 247-1002 (251 amino acids)
Biological process (GO): tRNA aminoacylation for protein translation
Molecular function (GO): ATP binding; aminoacyl-tRNA ligase activity
Source: RefSeq, a predicted model, not a curated record
UCCUCUAUGUCAAUUUGAACCUUGAUAUCACUAACGCGUUUGAAACAAAUGCAAGGUUUCUAAAGCCAAUAGGACAUGAUCCUUAACCCGCAUAGGGCCCUAACCGAAGUAGGCGACAUACUAGAAUAUUUACCCCUCUUUGAAAAGCGGGCGAUUAAUAUACGAAAUCGUUACUCUUAUUUUAUAAACGUAUUUCACGGAUGCACCAUACUCGGACUAUUUUUUUGAGAAAGCGAAGGCUUAGGCAUGAACACGAUGAGCGCAAUGAAACCUACCUAUUACUUGCCACCCAACUUCUCAACGCCGCCGCCUCCCACUGGGCCUUUCCACCUGGGAACCGUGCUCAAAAAUUUCGAACGCAGGGAAGAGAUGCGACCCCUCAACCAGAACGCGGAAAGUCGUAUUCCAAUUCCUGCAGAUCAAAUCUACUUCGACUACAAAGGCGGCUUCGAAGCCACGCGAAUUCAGCUGAAGAGCGGCGGGCUUGGUUUAUGGGCCGAGUUCAUUGGUAUCGACGGCAUUGGCGCCGAAGCGAGCAUUUCGGUAGAUCGAAACGAUAGUGACAAGUAUAAAUUUGAGAGUGUCCAAACGAUGUACUUCUUUCCACGGCCCAGCUAUAUCUCGCAAUGCAUCCAGAUUUCCGAUGUCCAGGACUACCUUGAGGGACAUAACUAUAAAAAACCCGUCUACCUUAUCACUGGGUUGAAGGUUGCUAAAGGUGUAUCGUUGCAAAUCGAGAAGAUAAGAAAGGCAGCUGUAAAAGCGGAAGUUGGUUUAAACAACCCCGGUGGGUCAAACACUUCCAUUGGUCCAAGGAUAGAGGGCAACGUAGCGAACUCUCCCGUCUUCAGUUUCGCGGAGUCGAGUGACAUCGUGGUCGGCCUCCAGUGCCUUAAGCUUUAUUACAAGAUAGGCUGGUUUGGCAGUCCUAAAAAAUUAAAGGAGGAGCUCGUCAUGAACGAUGCUACCUUCGUUAGCGAUGAGAACAAGGGCCACUGGUAGAUUACAUCCGUCGGAGUUUGACGUCUGACGAAGAGACUUGGAUUGUUCCUGAAUGCUAAUCGAACACUAGUUGGAAAAGAGGGGUGUUCAUCAUUUU